AUGGAAUAUCGAGGCGUCCUCAUCUCGGUCGACGGUUACAUGAAUGUCCAGAUGGCUAACGCAGAGGAAUACAUUGAUGGAACAAACACUGGAGCUUUGGGAGAAAUUUUAAUAAGAUCUCGUUCACCAAAGCGUCAUGCCGGUCCUAAACGGCGGAAACGGUUGCUAACGCCAAAACGUGCUCGACGUGAAGAAUCACCAGGAAAGGCAAAAGAAAAUGAAGCUCCUCAAAAAGUAUGCAAGAAAACUUUGUUGAGG
Molecule: messenger RNA, 258 nt
Organism: Mesorhabditis belari
Lineage: Eukaryota; Metazoa; Nematoda; Chromadorea; Rhabditida; Rhabditidae
Source: the annotation of a GenBank genome assembly